AUGCGUCAAUCCGCUCAAUUUGCGCUCUGCGCACUAUACUCUGCUGUGGCGGCGAGUGAGUCGCAGAAGCCGCUCUUAGAUGGCGAUAAGAGCGUCGGAGGAAGCCCAUUCACCGAGGAGUAUGCGAAGCACGUCGGCGAGCUUCUGGAAGAGUGGCAUGUGCCUGGUGUGGCGAUCGGUAUUGUUGACGGGGAUGACAUCUGGACUGAGGGCUUUGGCAUCGCAACCUACCCAUCAACCCCAGUGACGUCCUCGACGCUGUUCUACUGCGCCAGCACAAGCAAGGCAUUCACAGCCGCAGCCCUGAGUAUCAUGAUCGACUCGGGCAACUACACGGCGCCCGCGGUCUACGGGCAGCAGCUGGCCUGGGACACGCCAGUGCACAACAUCAUCCCGGAGGACUUCGUGCUCACGGACGAGUGGGCCACGACGCACAUCACCAUCGAGGACGCCCUGAGCCACCGCACGGGGAUGCCGCGGCACGACAAGGCGUCGACGCACCGCGUCGCCUCGCCCGACGGGGACGGCACGCGCACGGCGACGGUGCGCGACGGCGUGCGCUUCCUGCGCUACCUGCCGCUGAACGCGGCGCCGCGCACCAAGUGGCAGUACUGCAACCAGAUGUACGUGGUGGCGACGCACGUGGUCGAGACGCUCACGGGCGGCCGCUGGCUGGGCGACGUGCUGCGCGAGUGGAUCUGGGAGCCGCUGGGGAUGCGCUCGACCUACUUCUCGCUGCCGGACGCGCUCGCCGCGCCGGAGCACUUCGCGGGCGGCUACGCGUGGGACGGCAAGGAGUUCGUCAGCGUGCCGUACAUGCCCGUCGACGAGAUCGGCGGCGCCGGGAGCGUCAUCUCGAACGUGGACGACUACACCAAGUGGAUUAGGAGCCUGCUGCGCGAAGACGGCCCCGUGCCUAAGAGCGGCCACGCGGCUAUCAAGACGCCGCGCAUGAUCGUCAAGCACCUCUCUGCGCUCCCAUCUGCGGAGGGCCCGUACGAUGCGCCUGAAAUGUAUGCUCUGGGGUGGGAGCUUAUGAGCUACAAGGGCCACCGGUUUUGGACACACGCCGGCGGGAUGCACGCCUACGGGGCAGAAGUGUUCUUCUUCCCGGACCUCGACUUUGGCGUGGUCGCGUUGGGCAACACGGCGAUGAGCUCCAACUAUGUGGAACUGCUUCUUGUCUGGGAGCUUGUUGACGAGAAACUGGGUAUUCCCCAGAGUGAGAGAUUCAACUGGACUGCUGCUUUCAAGGGACAGGAGAAUCGGACAGACAUGAAGCUCGAACAUGCCAUCGACAAGUACUAUCCAGACCGCCCUGAGCACAGCAUUCCGCUCUCUCUGCCUAUCGAGGGCUACACGGGUACUUAUUAUCACCCGGGCUACCUGAACUUCACUGUUGAACUGGCCGACCCCGGCAAGACAACUCGAGCCAAGGCCGCUCUCACGGCGACAAGGCCCUACGCAACCUGGCCGUCCUUCAACGAGUUCGAGCACGUGUCGGGCGAGUAUUGGAUGAUAUUCAUGUAUACGCGAAAAUUGCCUAUCGGCGUUGUCAACGAGUAUGCGCCGGCACAGUUCCGCGUCGGUUCGGACGGGAAGGCCAACGCGCUGGGAAUCACGUGGUUAUCUAUAGCAGAAUCGGAGGAAGACAAUGUGGAAGGCCUCGUAUGGUUCGAAAGGAUUGAAUAG
Diaporthe amygdali is the source of this 1692-nucleotide messenger RNA. RefSeq lists its product as uncharacterized. The record is from RefSeq and is a predicted model, not a curated record. Lineage: Eukaryota; Fungi; Ascomycota; Sordariomycetes; Diaporthales; Diaporthaceae. The transcript has 3 exons. The coding region runs from base 1 to 1692 and encodes 563 amino acids.